Molecule: messenger RNA, 1116 nt
Organism: Chiroxiphia lanceolata (lance-tailed manakin)
Lineage: Eukaryota; Metazoa; Chordata; Aves; Passeriformes; Pipridae
Gene: RFX5
Product: regulatory factor X5
Exons: 11
Coding region: 91-1116 (341 amino acids)
Biological process (GO): regulation of transcription by RNA polymerase II
Molecular function (GO): RNA polymerase II cis-regulatory region sequence-specific DNA binding; DNA-binding transcription factor activity, RNA polymerase II-specific
Source: RefSeq, a predicted model, not a curated record
CUUCCCGCGCAGCACUUUCGGUUCGCGGGGCGCGGGAGCGGCACGUGGCGGGACCCCCGCGGACCGGACGGGUCAGAGCCCCCCCGAGCCAUGGGUGACCCCGAGCUGGGUGCCCGCCCUGCCAGGAAGGGCCCCCUGUCCCCCCGGGGCGGUGCCAGCGAGUCCAGCACGUUGCUGCAGGAGCUGCGCGGAACCAUCUCCAAAUCCGUGCAGAGCAAGGUGGACUCCAUCCUGCAAGACGUGCAGAAGUUCUCGGACAGCGACAAACUCUACCUGUACCUGCAGCUGCCCUCGGGGCCCAGCCUGGGGGACAAGAGCAGCAGCAGCCUGGACCUGAGUGCCCUGGGCACGGCCGAGUACAUGCACGCCUGCAACUGGAUCAGGAACCACCUGGAGGAGCACACGGACACCUGCCUGCCCAAGCAGGACGUCUACGACGCCUACAAGAGAUACUGCGACAACCUGGGCUCCCGCCCCCUCAGCACGGCCAAUUUCGGGAAGAUCAUCCGGGAGAUCUUCCCCAACAUCAAGGCCCGGCGCCUGGGAGGCCGAGGACAGUCCAAGUACUGUUACGGGGGGAUCAGGAGGAAGACCGUGGUCAGCCUUCCUCCCCUGCCCAGCCUGGACCUCAAAGUCACCGAGACUUCAGAGCUGUCAGAGCUGGUGCAGUCCUACCCCAGUGAGGUGAUGGAGGCUGCCUGUGCCCUGACCUGCGACUGGGCCGAGAAGAUCCUCAAACGCUCCUUCAACAACAUCGUGGAGGUGGCUCAGUUCCUGCUGCAGCAGCACAUCAUCAGCUCCCGCUCGGCCCACGCCGACCUGGUCAUGGCCAUGGUGGUCUCAGAGAACACGGAGAAGACGCCCCUCCCCCUCCAAGAGAACCGCCCCCCUCCCACGGCCAAGAAGAACGGGCUGGACCCCCCCGAGAGCCACGAGAGGACCCCAGAGCAGAGCAAGAAGGAGCCCCCCCACCCUGCCAGACCCCCGGCCAACAAGAAGAAGCCCCCGGAGCCCCCCCGGGCGAGCAGCAGCAGCCCCCAGGUGAACGCCCUGGUCGCCCGCCUGCCCCUGCUGCUGCCCCGGGGGCUGUCCUGGGGGGGGCUCUGCUGGAGGUGA